AUGCUCAUUGAUAUGAAGCAGAUGCCGGCUUUGUCAUUAGAAAGCAGAGAAUGGGCUGAAUUAUACUCUGGAGCUUUGGAUCGCUUCAACGAACACAAGUUCACUUUGACUGAAGCACAUUAUCUUUUCCAUUCCGUUUUGCCAUUGAUGGAUAAAAAUGCUAAGGAACUUGGUCAUAAAGAACUGUCAGAUAAAUUGAAGGAUUUGAAUAUAAAUCAUGAAUUGACUAACGAAAUAAAAAAGUUGAAAACUCAUCCUCAAAAUAAGACACUUUCAUCCUCCAUCAACCAAAAACUUCCAAAGAUAGAGGUGGAUUAUACUCUCAGAAAAAACGUGCAAGAUUGUUCUCUCGCAACAUAUUUGUUGAAAUUUACUCUUUUAAACCUCGAUCGUUCUGAGAUAACUUUUGAGGAGCAAAAAAUGUUCCUAACUAUAUUACAAAGUAAACUCAAAGCUAAACACAGAAUGGAGAAUCAAAUGGAGACGGGAGAGCAUGUGACAACUAAAAAGAUCGAAAAUCUGAUGGAUGAGAAAGCAACUUUUGUUAAAAAUGUGUUUGAUAAUUUUAUGGUCUUCUGUGCUGAGGAGAAAAUUUAUAAAGGAAUCAGAUCAAAAACUGAUCUAGUAACGAAGCAAAUAAAAGCACUUGAACUUCCUUUUAAAAAUAUUCUCGAAUAUUUGGGAGGAGGUGAAAACAAAGAAAAUAAACUUGUAAAAGAGCUGGCGAAGAAGGAGAAGUCUAACAAAGUUCUCAACUCCUUAUAUGAACUUCUCAAUUGGAAGCUAAAUUCCAACUAUUUCUUGGGGGAAGCUUACAAAGCAGUGGAUCAGUUUGAUAGAGAAUUGAAAUUUUUGUUUGAUUUACUGGCAAACAAUGAGUUUUUGAUUGAAGAGUUUACUCCGAUUGAAAAAUUAGGUAUUCUAUUUUAUUUUUAUUCUAUGGGAUUUUUACAUCAUCCUAAACCCCGACAUCCUUUGGGACUAUCUGGGCACAUUUAUAGUUCAUAUUUUUAA
This is a messenger RNA of Meloidogyne enterolobii, 1014 nucleotides long. The record is from the annotation of a GenBank genome assembly. NCBI's taxonomy places the organism in Eukaryota, Metazoa, Nematoda, Chromadorea, Rhabditida, Meloidogynidae.